This is a messenger RNA of Penicillium maclennaniae, 846 nucleotides long. RefSeq lists its product as uncharacterized. NCBI's taxonomy places the organism in Eukaryota, Fungi, Ascomycota, Eurotiomycetes, Eurotiales, Aspergillaceae. The record is from RefSeq and is a predicted model, not a curated record. The coding region runs from base 1 to 846 and encodes 281 amino acids. The transcript has 3 exons.
AUGUCACGCUACGGCAACACAGAUGGUGCACACCAGACACCCGCCAUCCAAAUAGACACAGACACAGACUCAAGCUCAGACCCAGGCGAGGUCUUACACGAACUCGACUCCGACUCUGAUGGCGGCAUGCAAAUCGACCAGCCCGAACCCAUCCUCCAGAUCGCCGGUAGCGAGAUUGAAUUUGAUGCCCAGGUCAUGGGCCUAGAGGGAGAUGAAUCAAACUUCACAACACACGCCCCGAAUCCAGAUUCCAUCUCUAUCUCCCCUCGUCCAGCAGGCCACAGGCCAAGAGAGAUCUACCCACCUGCGCGUAAACGCAUCCGAGAAGAAGACCACGCCGCUCUAGUCGUUUUAAACGACUGGGAAUUACUCGUCACGUACGCUAUAAAUUCUCGCCGGUGGGAAAAAAAAAACCAGACCAUCCCACAAACCCGCCGCUUCUUUAUGGCGAAAUUAAUCGCCGAAGACCAAGAAUCCGAAGACGAGCUGUAUGCAGCGCGGUUUGUUGUUCCUGAAGCGAAAUCGGAGCUUUUAUCUGCGGUUUCGGCGGGGAGGGUUCCGCCGAUUCAUGCGCUUGGGGAUUUAAAUGAGAAUGCGUUUUUGGUGCCGGGGGCUUGGAAGGAGGUUUUGAGUCAUGAUCAGAGUGGGUGGUGGGCUGGAGCGAGGAGGUCUGGCGCUGGAUCUGGGGCUGGAGUGCGGGGGCAGAAGAGGUCUGUUUCUGGGAGGAGUUCGGGGGAGAAGCUCGAGAGAUGUGUCGAGGGAGGGGUCCGGGGUGGAGUGAAGCGUUCUUCUUGGGGAUGGGUAGCUGGUGCAUUAGGAGGCCGGGGGUUUGUUAUACCGAUUUAG